Messenger RNA from Nematolebias whitei (Rio pearlfish), 1968 nucleotides. RefSeq names its product UPF3A regulator of nonsense mediated mRNA decay (gene upf3a). Lineage: Eukaryota; Metazoa; Chordata; Actinopteri; Cyprinodontiformes; Rivulidae. The transcript is spliced from 10 exons. The record is from RefSeq and is a predicted model, not a curated record. Gene Ontology annotation, biological process: nuclear-transcribed mRNA catabolic process, nonsense-mediated decay; positive regulation of translation. Gene Ontology annotation, cellular component: nucleolus; cytoplasm. Bases 29 to 1444 code for a protein of 471 amino acids. Gene Ontology annotation, molecular function: telomeric repeat DNA binding.
UAAUCCGCGAGCGGAGAGAGAGGGAGAAAUGAGGUCUGAGAAGGACCAGAUGACUGCGGGGAAGGACAAAUGUCUCGUUGAGAUACAGUUUAUGGAUAUCCUGAGAGAGCAGGACAAUCUUCCUGGUAACACCAAGCAGAAAGAAGAGAAGAAAGAAGUAUUUACAAAGGUGGUGAUUCGGAGGCUCCCACCUAACCUGUCAAAGGACCAGCUAGAAGAACAACUGAGUCCACUUCCUUCUUAUGAUUACUUUGAGUUCUUUCCAGCAGACCAAAGUCUCUACCCCCACCUGUUCUCCAGAGCAUAUAUCAGUUUCAAACAUGAAGAAGACAUCCUGUUGUUCAGGGACAGAUUUGACGGAUAUGUCUUCAUUGACAGCAAGGGCCAAGAGUAUCCUGCUGUGGUAGAAUUUGCCCCCUUUCAGAAGAUUUCAAAAAAGAAGCUGAAGAAGAAAGAUGCCAAAGUUGGAAGCAUAGAAGAAGAUCCAGAAUACAAGCGAUUCUUGGAGAAUUACUCCUGUGAUGAGGAAAAGUCUAUGGCCAACCCUGAAACGUUGCUGGGGGAGAUUGAAGCUAAGACCAGAGAGCUCAUAGCCAGACGGACAACACCUCUGCUGGAAUACAUCAAAAAUAAGAAAAUUGAAAAACAGAGGAUAAGAGAAGAGAAGAGAGAGGAGAGGAGAAGAAGAGAGCUUGAAAAGAAAAGGCAACGGGAGGAAGAGAAACGAAAGCGCAGAGAGGAGGAGAGACGCAAGCGAAAAGAAGCCGAGAAGCAGAAGAAACUGUCAGAUAAAGACAUUAAAAUUAAGCUUCUGAAGAAGAGCGACAAAGAUGAGGAUGCUGAUUCAGACCGAAUGAAGGACAAAAGUGAUGCAGGAGAACCAGACUGGGGCAAAUGGGAGAAAGCUGGAGGACACAUAAAGUCAAAAGAACCCAAGGAGAACAGAGGCCAGCCUGAGAGUGACAGUGAGCAUCAAGAGCAGCAGCAGCAGCAUGGGCGCAGACAGAGGGAAAAAGAUCACCGUGGAAAAGAUGAAGAAAGGAAACGACAACGGCACCACUACGAGUUUGACAAGUUCAUGCGGCGGAAAGAUGAGACCAAAUGGGGGAAAGGAUACUGCCAGGACCGAGCCAAGAAAGAAGGGCAUCAUCACAACUACUCUUACUGUCCUGACAGUGGAGAGAAAAUGGGAAAGGAAGACAGGGAAGAGCUGAGUAACAGGAAGGAACGCCUCCGAAACAAGGUGAGCGAGAAGGACCGUCCCACCAUGCAGCUCUAUCAGCCAGGAGCGCGCAGCAGGAAGCGCAUGAGUUCAGCCAGUAAAGGCUACGACUGUGUCCCUGCAGUCCACUCACCUGAUUGCAGAACAGAGCACUGUUAUGAGGUUGUCUCCAUGACAACAGGGCUGGAGAGGGGGUUUGAGAAAAGCAAAGAUGAGCAGUGAGUAGUCAAACGGGGAAGUAAAAACGUAAAUAAAUCUUUUGGUGUGUCAAGUUAAGUUGAUAGUCACUGGUUUGUCUGGGUUAACUGGUUUUUCACUUCCUUUUUACAGAGUGGGACUGAAAUUUUAAAUGUAUGCAAUUGUGACUCGUUAGCUAUCAGUCUAAUAAACACUUGAUGUGAUUUGGGUGGAGUUUUUGAAACGUGAAUCUGGUACCGCUUACAAUUUACUGACAAAACAGUGACCUUAUUAUAUGUUUGUGAGCUUAUUUUAAAAUCUGUGUACAGUCUUUCAAAUCUUUUAUCAUUUAGAUUUUUCUUGUAUUUAAAAACUUGUUGGUGGGAGUUGCUAAAACUUAUGUAAACAAUGUACUAGAAAAGCAUAUAUAAUGUGUACAAAUGGAUUAAUAUGGAAUAAUUUUACAUCAAGUUUUUGAGCUUUUUGUGAGUUGGCUUUGUACACGAUCAGUUAUAAGCUUGUAAAAAACUAAUCAGAAUUAAUACAUAAGAUUAAAAAAAUGACAGAGU